Molecule: messenger RNA, 4456 nt
Organism: Sebastes umbrosus (honeycomb rockfish)
Lineage: Eukaryota; Metazoa; Chordata; Actinopteri; Perciformes; Sebastidae
Gene: wnt16
Product: wingless-type MMTV integration site family, member 16
Exons: 4
Coding region: 1671-2738 (355 amino acids)
Biological process (GO): cell fate commitment; multicellular organism development; canonical Wnt signaling pathway
Cellular component (GO): extracellular region
Molecular function (GO): cytokine activity; frizzled binding
Source: RefSeq, a predicted model, not a curated record
UGACCUUCAAAACUGUUGUUUGAUAAAAAAAGAAAAUUGACUUAUGUGGUGAAAACUCUGGAAAAAGCUGGUCAGUUGAUACAUUUAUUCAUUUAUUUAUUAAUUGGUUUGUUUUUUUUAAAUAUGUUCACUUUGAAUUUUAAGAUUAUGUAAAAAAUUAUACAAACUGUGUACUAACUAGUUUGUAUCCGUACUAACUUCUUAUGCAUACCAACUAGUCUCUUAUGCAUACUAACUAGUUUCUUAUGCAUACCAACUAGUUUCUUAUGCAUACUAAAUAGUUUCUUAUGCAUUCUAAUUAGUUUCUUAUGCAUACUAACUAAUUUCUUAUGCGUACUAACUAGUUUAUUUUGCGUACUAACCAGUGUCUGAUAUAUACUAAGUAGUUUGUAAGCAUACUAAUUAGUUUCUUAUGUGUGCUAACUAGUUUCUUAUGUGUGCUAACUAGUUUGUGAUGCAUACUAGUUCUUAUGCCUAGUAACUAGUUUCUGAUGACAGCUAGACUCUAAUGCUCACCAGGUAGUUUUUACACAAUAGCUAGUCUCUGGUGUUUACUAACUAGUUUGUAAGUGUACUAAUUAGUUUCUUAUGUGUGCUAACUAGUUUCUUAUGUGUGCUAACUAGUUUUUUGAUGCAUAUUAAUUCUUAUGCCUAGUAACUAGUUUCUGAUGACAGCUAGACUCUAAUGCUCACCAGGUAGUUUUUACACAAUAGCUAGUCUCUGGUGUGUACUAACUAGUUUGUAAGCAUACUUAUUAGUUUCUAAUGUGUACUAACUAGUUUAUUUUGUGUACUAACUAGUUUAUUAUGCGUAUUAGCUAGUUUCUGAUGUGAACUAACUAGUUUCUUUUGUGUAGCAACUAGUUUGUGAUGUGUACUAACUAGUUUGUAUCCGUACCAACUACUUUCUUAUGCUUGGUGAAAGCUCCGGAAAAAGCUGGUAAGUUAUACAUUUAUUUAUUUUUUUAUUUAUUGGUCAAACUGAUGUUUUGGUUUUUUUUUGUGUAUUUGUGUAUUUUAAGUGCUUCACUUUACACAUAACUUUUUGGGUCGAAAAUUAUACAAACUAAAGUUAAUCCAUUAUUAAACCAAACUCAACAUUCGUAAAUCAAGCCAAUUUAAAGUUUUACUUUAUAUUAGUUCCUUGUAGAAUUUGGCUAAUUUAGUCAAUUAUCAUGGAUCAUAUAAAAGGUCCAUCACCAGUAACUCCAGUAAAAGGUCUGAACCUUUGUUAUAGCAAGUGUAUAUCCAGUGAGUGUUAAAUUGACAAUUAUUUGAAUGUAGUUUGGUUUGGUGUUGAAUGUAGUUUGGUAUAUGGUGUUUGGGAGUUAGUAUGCCUAAUCUUUGUUUCGGCCACAUGUUCUGUGAUUUGCCUAACCUUAUAGUUUAUAAAUAUCCAGAGAACAGUCUCCUGUUUGUCUCUCUCAUCCUUCCGUCCGUCCAAUUAGCGUCCAGCUGUGACGUCAGCUGCUGAAUAUGGAUACCGUGCUGGUCCAAUGAGGAUCCUCCCGGGACUCAGACUGGUCUCCAGGAUACACUUAGGAUAGACCCGGGUCACAUCAUCCCAGACAGACCAGGAUCAUCCAUGUACCGGGAUCGGGAUUAAUGAACGUGCUCCUGGACCGGGUUUUAGUGCUGAUGGACCAGACUGGGAGAUAGAUGAAGAGGUCAUGGAGAGACGGAGCUGUGGAGUCCGACAUAUGUGCACUCUGACCCUGCUGCUGGCCUGCGUGUGUCCGCUCUGCUGCAGAGCCACCUGGAUGUGGUUGGGCGUGACGCCGACGUUAGCUCCGGAGCACCAGGGCUGUGCUGACCUCCCUCUCAGCCACAGACAGACGGAGCUGUGCCGGCUGAAGCCUUUCCUGCUGCCCAGCAUUCAGGACGGAGCCCGGCUCGCCAUCGCCGAGUGUCAGAGUCAGUUCAGACACGAGAGGUGGAACUGCUCCACCACCGAACACCCGUCAGUGUUCGGACACGAGUUAACCAGCGGAACCAAAGAAACAGCGUUCAUCCACGCGGUGAUGGCGGCGGGGCUGGUCCACGCCGUCACACGCUCCUGUAGUCAGGGCAACAUGACGGAGUGCGGCUGCGACACUCGGCUGCAGGGCGGCGGUUCGCCGGCGGAGGGCUGGCACUGGGGCGGCUGCUCGGACCACAUCCAUUACGGGAUCUGGUUCAGCCGCAAGUUCAUCGACAACACUGUCAAAAACAUGUCGAUGACCAGAGGAGGGUACACACUGAGCACCACGAACCAGCACAACAGUGAGGCCGGACGGCAGGCGAUUGUCAGGACGAUGUCGACACACUGUCGUUGUCACGGCGUCUCCGGCUCCUGUGCGGUGAAGACGUGUUGGAAGACAGUGGCGGCGUUCGAGCGCGUCGGCGUGUACCUGAAGGAGCGGUACGAGCGCAGCGUUCAGGUCUCGGACCGGUCGAAGAGGAAGAUGAGGAGGAAGGAGCCGCGCCGCCUCCCGGUCGACAUGCACCAGCUCAUCUUCUUCAACAAGUCUCCAAAUUACUGCCUGGAGGACCGGCGGCGUGGCAUCGCCGGCACCAGAGGACGCCGCUGCAACCGGACGUCCACCGGCUCCGACAGCUGCAUCCUGCUGUGCUGCGGCAGAGGAUACAACACUCAUCUGGUGAGACACGUCCAACGCUGCGAGUGCAAGUUCAUCUGGUGCUGCUACGUCCGCUGCAGACGCUGCGAGAGCAUGAACGACAUGCAUACCUGUAAAUAAAGACAACACACCUGGACAUAAAGACAACACACCUGGACAUAAAGACAACAAACCUGUAAAUAAAGAAAACACACCUGGACAUAAAGACAACACACCUGUAGAUAAAGACAACACACUUGGACAUAAAGACAACACACCUGUAAAUAAAGACAACACACCUGGACAUAAAGACAACACUAAUGGACAUAAAGACAACACACCUGUAGAUAAAGACAACACACCUGGACAUAAAGACAACACACCUGUAAAUAAAGACAACACACCUGGACAUAAAGACAACACACCUGUAAAUAAAGAAAACACACCUGGACAUAAAGAUAACAUACCUGUAGAUAAAGACAACACACCUGGACAUAAAGACAACACACCUGUAAAUAAAGACAACACACCUGGACAUAAAGACAGCACACCUGUAAAUAAAGACAACACACCUGGACAUAAAGACAACACAAAUGGACAUAAAGACAACACACCUGUAAAUAAAGACAACACAUCUGGACAUAAAGACAACACCUGUAAAUAAAAACAACACACCUGGACAUAAAGACAACAAACCUGUAAAUAAAGAAAACACACCUGGACAUAAAGACAACACACCUGUAGAUAAAGACAACACACCUGGACAUAAAGACAACACACCUGUAAAUAAAGACAACACACCUGGACAUAAAGACAACACACAUGUAGAUAAAGACAACACACCUGGACAUAAAGACAACACACCUGGACAUAAAGACAACACACCUAUAAAUGAAGACAACACACCUGGACAUAAAGACAACACACCUGUAAAUAAAGAAAACACACCUGGACAUAAAGAUAACAUACCUGUAGAUAAAGACAACACACCUGGACAUAAAGACAACACACCUGUAAAUAAAGACAACACACCUGGACAUAAAGACAGCACACCUGUAAAUAAAGACAACACACCUGGACAUAAAGACAACACAAAUGGACAUAAAGACAACACACCUGUAAAUAAAGACAACACAUCUGGACAUAAAGACAACACCUGUAAAUAAAAACAACACACCUGGACAUAAAGACAACACACCUGUAAAUAAAGACAGCACACCUGGACAUAAAGACAACACAUCUAUAAAUAAAGACAACACUAAUGGACAUAAAGACAACACACCUGUAAAUAAAGACAACACACCUGGACAUAAAGACAACACCUGUAAAUAAAGACAACACACCUGGACAUAAAGACAACACACCUGUAAAUAAAGACAGCACACCUGGACAUAAAGACAACACAUCUAUAAAUAAAGACAACACUAAUGGACAUAAAGACAACACACCUGUAAAUAAAGAAAACACACCUGGACAUAAAGACAACACACCUGGACAUAAAGACAACACACUUAGAAAUAAAGAAAACACACUUGGACAUAAAGACAGGAAUGCACCUGGACAUAAAGACAGGAACGCACCUGGAUAUAAAGACAGGAACACACCUGGACAUAAAGACAGGAACAUAACAUCAGCUUUAUGUGUUGAAUAUUGAUAAUUUCUUAUUAUAAAUCUGAUGUUAUUAAACAUAAAUGAUAAAUCGGAUCAUUGAUCUCUGAAUCUGAGUUCUUCUGUUCUGGUGAAAUUCUGAUUCUGGUUGUUUUUGUGAAGCAGGACUGACGUCGGCUGGUGUUUCAGUUGAUGGAAGCGUUUUAAAGGGAAUCUGGUCCUGGAUCAGUCACAUUAAAUCUGUAUUUUAU